AUGGACACCCAGCAAGACCAUGGCCUACACCAUCAAUCUCAAACGACGGACUUUACAAGAUUCUCCCAGCUUGAAGCAGACCGCCAGAAGGAAUUGGUUCACAAGAAAUUGCAAGACAAAAUUCCAGGCCACAUGUUCGAUGUGGAGAGCAAAGGGGACCCUGUCUAUCAAUUUGAAAACACCAUUCUAGAUGAAGAUGACUUCAAGGCCAAGUGGGCGGCCUAUCAGAGUCUCAGCGAUCAGCCACAAGACCCCGUUGCCGCUGACGAUUUUCCACUCGACACGGAGACCCAGCAAGAUCUGGUCAAAAAGCUGGUUCAAGCGAUGUUGAGCCUGGACGCUGCCAGAGACAAGCGUACGAAGAAACCAAUCAAUCGCAUAAAGAAACUAAGCCUCUGGGAAUUGGAGCUGAUGGCGUGGGCUGUCCUCUACGAGAUUAGGGACAUCCAGCAUGGCACAUUUUCUAUGCCCCUCUGGGGGAAGGUCUGGCCUCCCCAGAAAUGCCCCACCUUCAUGGAUCGGUACAGGAAAGUGGAGGAGGCUUUACGCAUGCGCAAGACAAAUGUGUCCAGCCUUUUCGACAACUCGUUUCGGAAGCGCAUCUGCCUUAAUCCGGCUGCAGAGUGUGGACUGAAGAAGUUCAACCACAACCUCAAUAAGAAGAAGCAAUACGAGCGGAACUUCGUGAAGAUGGCCCUGAGGAGUCAGGGGGCGGGGCAACUUGCAACAAGAAGUAACAACUUUUCCCACUCGCAGAAGAAGAAAGCGGUCGCAGAGAUCAGAUCUCUGUACGAUAACGACCCGCAAUUGCGAGAGAUGUUGAACAGCCUACCUGGCAAUCAACAAGCAGAUGAAAGCUUGAUAUUCCCAGUCGAUAACAACGUCGACGAAGAGGAAUGGAACGCAGAGCAAAGAUCUCUGAACGAUAACCAAAGGCAAGAGGUAUUGAACAGCCUAGGCGACAAUCAGCAUGCAGUAGGCAACGACCAGGAGUGGGUCGAAUUCUUGGACCCCUCAGUCGAAACAAGCAAGUGGCCGGAGCCUUCAGCGAUCCAGGCGACAACCAAUGAGGCGAACUCUUGA
Molecule: messenger RNA, 1083 nt
Organism: Diaporthe amygdali
Lineage: Eukaryota; Fungi; Ascomycota; Sordariomycetes; Diaporthales; Diaporthaceae
Exons: 1
Coding region: 1-1083 (360 amino acids)
Source: RefSeq, a predicted model, not a curated record